CCCCACGGGACGCGCAUGCGCCGUUCGCCCGGAGGCCCUGGAGCGGCUCCGUCGCGCCGGAUUCACCGCCCCGCCGGGAGUGCGCCUGCGCCGUCUCUGGAGCUCUCCACCUCCGCUUCCCCUCCCCCUGACCCCCGCGGGGGCUCCGGGCCCGGCGGGACCAUGUUUACCAGCACCGGUUCCAGUGGGCUUUACAAGGCACCUCUGUCUAAGAGUCUUUUGCUGGUCCCCAGUGCCCUGUCCCUUCUGCUGGCCCUCCUACUGCCUCACUGUCAAAAGUUCUUUGUGUAUGACCUCCACGCAGUCAAGAACGACUUCCAGAUUUGGAGGUUGAUAUGUGGAAGAGUAAUUUGCCUUGAUUUAAAAGAUACUUUCUGCAGUAGUCUGCUUAUUUAUAAUUUUAGGAUAUUUGAAAGAAGAUAUGGAAGCAGAAAAUUUGCAUCCUUUUUGCUAGGUUGCUGGAUUUUAUCAGCCUUGUUUGACUUUCUCCUUGUUGAAGCUAUGCAGUAUUCAUUUGGUAUCACUGUGGCCAGUAAUUUGCCUUCUGGAUUCUUGGCACCUGUGUUUGCUCUGUUUGUACCAUUUUACUGCUCCAUACCAAGAGUCCAAGUGGCACAAAUUCUGGGCCCGUUGUCCAUCACAAACAAGACAUUGAUUUAUAUAUUGGGACUACAGCUUUUCACCUCUGGUUCCUACAUCUGGAUUGUAGCCAUAAGUGGACUUAUCUCGGGUCUGUGCUAUGACCACAAAAUGUUGCAAGUUCACCAGGUGCUCUGCAUCCCCAGCUGGGUGGCACAGUUCUUCUCUUGGACACUUGAACCCAUCUUCUCAUCUUCAGAACCCACCAGUGAGGCCAGAGUUGGGAUGGGAGCCACAGUGGACAUCCAGAGGCAGCAACGAAUGGAGCAGCUUGAUCGGCAGCUGAUGCUCUCCCAGUUUGCACAAGUGAGGCGGCAGAGACAGCAGCAGGGAGGAAUGAUCAAUUGGAAUCGUCUUUUCCCUCCUUUACGUCAGCGGAGAAACAUAAACUAUCAAGAUGGUCGUCGGUCAGAACAGCAGGCCUCCCCUCCUCUGGAGGUUUCUGAGGAACAGGUCGCCCGGCUCAUGGAGAUGGGAUUCUCCAGAGGUGAUGCUUUGGAAGCCUUAAGAGCCUCAAACAAUGACCUCAAUGUGGCCACCAACUUCCUACUGCAGCACUGAUGUUCCAGUCCAGCCACUGACUGGCAGUGGCAUGGUCCCCGCCACCACCUCAGCCCAAGUACUAAGAAGGCUCUGGCAGCGAUGUCUCAUGGGGAGAGGGUGGUUCCCGCUGCACCUCUUCCUGUCUCCGAGAUGGUUACUGUUGUAGUACCAAAAUAAGUUUGCCAUUAAAUUAGCAUGUAUUUUCUAUCUUUAUUUUUUUAUUGGGCAUUUUCCUUAGUCUGGAGAAUCAUCAUUCAUUCCUACUGUGUUCAGGUGCAUUAAAAUUGCAGAUUUCUGUGGGCAAUUGAAAAGCAGUCCAGAUGGGAAAUCGUUACUGUUGUAAUGUUCUUACCGAAGUGUCUUUUCCUGUGUACCCUCUGAUCAUCGCCACCAUGAAGAGGGACAUGUAAAAUUAUUCUUUAUUUUUUAUGGACUUUUUUAAUCACGAUUUUUUUGUUGUUGAACUUUGUUCAAAUCCCACUGGCUGUCAGUGUCCCCACUUCCCAGAGGAUGAGCUGUAUCCACCGGGCCUCGGUGAUGAAGGAGAAAUUUAAGCUCAUCCCAGCUCCACACUGUUCCAGCCUGUUCCAGUCAGGGAAUUUCUCCAGCUCAUUCUCCCAACUUCCAUUACAAAUAAUGAGGGUAAUCAAGUACUGACUUGAGGUUCUGGAAUACACCAUGACGCUUACUUGAGGUUAAUUUUGCUCAGACAAGUCAGAGUUAGCCACUCAGGCUCGAGGGUGUCACAGGACAAAGGGAAUAGUUGCUUUCUGGAGCCUUGCAGGGCUUUGCCAGAGAGCAUGGUGGCUGACCCACUGCAGGCUCAGCCCCAGAAGAGAAGAGAAAGAGCCUUGCCGACCCUCAUCCGGCUAGAGGGCUAACCUGUCUCCCUCCACGCUCACAGCAGGCCCAUCUGGCAGCAGGUUCUCCCUGGCCCCGGGCCUGGCUCCUGUGGUGGGUGAGGCAGAGCAGACUGCAGAAAUGCAGUCAGGGAGGUGGGGAGGCAGGAGGCGGCCACUGUGGUUGACUAGCUCCAGAGCUAUUACCAUGUAAGCGAAUUGUGCGACUGGUAUGUUCCACAAAACGAGCAGCACUGUAUCAAAUUGAUGCAAAUUUAGAUGUGUGAUACUUACAAUAAAGUUUUUAAUGUGUUUUAC
Messenger RNA from Ictidomys tridecemlineatus (thirteen-lined ground squirrel), 2339 nucleotides. RefSeq names its product UBA domain containing 2 (gene Ubac2). The record is from RefSeq and is a predicted model, not a curated record. Gene Ontology annotation, molecular function: protein binding; serine-type endopeptidase activity. NCBI's taxonomy places the organism in Eukaryota, Metazoa, Chordata, Mammalia, Rodentia, Sciuridae.